Setaria italica (foxtail millet) is the source of this 1275-nucleotide messenger RNA. Its product is annotated as DAR GTPase 2, mitochondrial. NCBI's taxonomy places the organism in Eukaryota, Viridiplantae, Streptophyta, Magnoliopsida, Poales, Poaceae. Gene Ontology annotation, molecular function: GTP binding; GTPase activity. The record is from RefSeq and is a predicted model, not a curated record. Bases 53 to 1165 code for a protein of 370 amino acids. The transcript is spliced from 7 exons. Gene Ontology annotation, cellular component: mitochondrion.
ACUGCUCCACAGUCCCAACCCACGCUUCUCGUCUCCCGCCCCGUCGUCUCCGAUGGCGGCGGCCGCGGCGGAGGCCGUUUCGCGCCGCCUGGGCGCGGCCGUGCGCGAUCUCUCCGGCGCGUGGUACGGGCGCCACAUGGCUGCAGCCGAGCGCGCCAUCCGUACCCGCCUCCCCCUCGUCGACCUCGUCCUCGAGGUCCGCGACGCGCGCGUUCCCGCCUCGUCGGCGUUCGAGCCUCUCCGUCGCCGCCGGCCUCUGGAUCCAGACAGCCUGCGGGUCGUCGUGCUCAACAAGGCCGACCUGGCUGACCCGUCCGAGACCGAGAAGUGGGUGGCGUACGUGAAGAAGCAGGGCGCCUGCCCGUGCAUAGCCGUCAAUUCGCACAACAGGGAAAGCAUCAAGGAGUUAUUGAGUGUUGUGCAAUCGAGGAUCUGGGAGAUCAAGCAUGGCCAGAGAGAUUGCACAGGAACGGUCCUCCUGGUCGGAAUUCCUAACGUUGGGAAGUCGGCCAUUGUUAACGCAAUGCAUCAAAUUGGGAGGAUUGGGGCAGCAGAGAAGGGAAAGCUGAAGCAUGCGAUUGUGAGCAGCCAUCCUGGAGAAACUAGAGACAUAAGUGGAUACAAGGUUGCUAGUCAUCCGAAUAUAUAUGUGUUAGACACUCCUGGUGUUCUAUCGCCGAGAUUUGCAAAUGAUGAUUCUGGUCCCAUACUAGCUUUGACAGGAGCAAUCAAGGGAUCCUUUUUAGAGGAGUAUGAUAUAGCACAUUUUCUUCUUGCGGUCGUGAACUCGACGCAUGAAUAUAUGAAAUGGGAGAACCUGAAUCAAGUGGGAGAUAGCAGCUUUUAUAGUGGUAAUGCAAAUACCUCCAGGAGCCACAACAAGAAAAGACAAUAUGUUUCAGAUCAUACUCAGGAUUUCAUCGUGAAGGCUGUGCGCCAAGUGCUUUUUGAGACUAUAUCAUCUUUUAAGGGCGAUCUUAGAAAGGAAGAUGAAUUCAGAAGAUUGAUAGACUGCCAAUUUACAUCCUUGCAGGAGGUUUUCAAAGUUUCCAUUGAAUCAAGUGAGGAUAUAUGUAAAUGUGUAGCUUUGAAACUACUCAAUCUCUAUCGAACUGGAAGGCUUGGCCAUUAUACCUUAGACAAUGUUCCAGAUGUUGUUGCAUAAUUAUGUACUGUUCUAUUCAAAAGAAAAGAAAAAAAUGUCGUUGCACAGAAAAGAAAAAAAAAAGCACAAUUAGGCAUUGCCUAAUGAUAGCGUGUUGGUUCCCAGUCCCA